AUGAGGUAUUCCACGUUACUUGUGCUUACGCUCGGCUCCCUUGCUGCGGCCGCUCCCCGCGACUGCGCCCAGAAGCUCAAGGAACAGGUUUCGCCCCCUCGAGGAUGGACCAAGGUCAAACCCGCCUCCGCUGAGCAUAACAUCAACCUCCGGAUUGGGCUGCCGCAGGCCAACUUCGCUCAGCUCGAGAAGCACUUGUAUGAGAUUAGCGACCCCUUCAACGAACGCUAUGGCGACCAUUUGUCGAAGGAAGAGGUCGAAGCGCUUAUUGCACCCCACGAUGAGAGCAUUCAGCUCGUAGAAGAAUGGCUGGCAUCGCACGGAAUCUCUGCGGACGACCUGACCCGUUCUCCCGCUAAGGAUUGGGUCACGAUCAAGGUUCCUGUCAGUCUAGCCGAGAAGAUGCUCGACACUGAAUAUCACGUCUGGUUGCACGAUGAGAGUGGCGAUACCAUGGUCCGCACGACCUCAUACAGCUUGCCUGAACACUUGCACGAACACAUUGAAGUCGUUCAACCUACGACGAUGUUCGGUCGUUUCAAAGGCAUGAAGGCGACAUACCACUAUGCUGACACGGAGCGUCCGUCCGUGGAUCUGAGCCAGCCAUGGAUCCCCAUCCCGUCCGCAUACAACGGCGAGGUCAACGCGAGCUGCAACGCUUCGAUCACGCCUACUUGCUUGAAGGAGCUCUACAAUGGUGUUGGAUACACGCCGUCAGCUACGAAUGCUAACAAAAUUGGUAUUACCGCUUAUCUCGGGCAGUACGCCAACUUCGAGGACUUCCAUAACUUCACCGCCAUGUUCGUUCCUGAUGCGGCGAGUUCCAGUUUUGAAGUUGUAUACAUCGAUGGAGGCCAAAACAACCAGACGCUCAGCGCUGCUGGUCUUGAAGCGGAUUUGGACACCCAGUACGCGUUUGGGUUAACGUACCCCACGCCCGGGACAUUCUACACGACUGGAGGGAUGCCUCCAUACAUUCCUGACGAUGACACCCCGACGGACACGAACGAGCCGUACGCCAACUGGCUCGACUACAUCCUUAGCGACCCCAGCCCUCCCCAGACCAUCUCGACUAGCUACGGCGACAAUGAGCAGACAGUCCCUGAGAGCUAUGCUAAGCGAGUUUGUGAGGACCUCGCGCAGCUUGGUGCCCGUGGUGUAUCUCUCCUUUUCGCAUCCGGCGACUUCGGUGUCGGCGACGGCGACGCGAACCCCGAGACUCAGACUUGCUAUACCAACAAUGGUCUCAACGAGACCAAAUUCAUUCCCGGCUUCCCUGCGUCUUGUCCUUACGUCACCUCCGUCGGGGCGACCUGGUACAUUCCCGAGGAGACGUACUUCAUCUCCGGUGGUGGUUUCAGCAACUACUUCUCGCGUCCUGAUUACCAAGCUGUCGCUGUACCCGAAUAUUUGAGUAAGCUCGCUCCAGGAACGUACGAGGGGCUUUACAACCCGUACGGCCGCGGCAUUCCUGACGUCUCCGCGCAAGGCCAGUGGUUCUGGGUCUACUACGCCGGCCAGCUGGGCCAAAUUGGUGGCACGUCUGCUGCGACACCUACGUUCUCCGGCUUUGUGUCCUUACUCAACGAUGCUCGGCUUGCGAAGAAGCUGCCCCCGCUCGGCUUCUUAAACCCCCUUAUCUACGCAGCCGGCGCCUUCGCACCCAAGGCCUUCAACGACAUAGUCGGUGGCAGCAAUCCGGGCUGUGGAACGGAGGGUUUCAACGCUACGAUUGGCUGGGAUCCAGUAACUGGGUUCGGUACGCCUAACUUUUAUAACCUUAAGGACAUUGUCCUGGGAGAUAUGGAUUUGCUCAUUGGUGGGUUGUCACUGUAA
Messenger RNA from Fibroporia radiculosa, 1836 nucleotides. RefSeq lists its product as uncharacterized. The record is from RefSeq and is a predicted model, not a curated record. Gene Ontology annotation, molecular function: serine-type endopeptidase activity; tripeptidyl-peptidase activity. The transcript has 13 exons. Bases 1 to 1836 code for a protein of 611 amino acids. Gene Ontology annotation, biological process: proteolysis. Lineage: Eukaryota; Fungi; Basidiomycota; Agaricomycetes; Polyporales; Fibroporiaceae.